GACUACUUUCCCGUCAUCCCUCGCGGCGUGCUGGUUGGACAGGCUUUGUUUGCAUUGGGUUGGGUGAGCAGAGCCGGGUAUUUAAUAUUUGUUUGAGUCUCUUGGCACCUGGGUGACUGCAGGUAGAACAUGUGAAGAGGAGGACGCCGCCUGUGUGUGGGGACUGCAAUUCUAAUGCUCUGGUAAUAAAAAUGUUAUCGUUCCUGCAGUUUCUGUAAAACAUCUGCAAAUUCUAGACUAUGCCAGAAAUGAUUUCUUCUCCAGAAUUUGGCAGUGAACCCAAUUUUAUGACACAGUACAUGCCCACCAUUGCACGUUCUGGUGUCAUCGUAAAUGCUUCUUUCCCAAAUUUGGAACAAGAUGGUGGCCUGCCUCGUAGACCUUCCAGCGCCUUAUCAGGGCUGCGUGUGCCAACACCAUUUGCAGGAAGUUCCAGCCUGCCAUGUGAGGAUUCUCCGAAACAACGCGAUGGCGAUUAUAAACAACCAGAACUACGAACAGACACUAGAGGACAUAUGUCAGUAUAUAAAGACCUUGUUUAUGAAAGGGAAGGGAUCAGAAGCAGGCCACAAAGUAGAACAAUGUUUCGGGAGGAUGAGGUCCUAAGAGAAGAACUGGAUGACCCGUUGUUAAGAAAACUUGAGCAGCUUAAAGAACUACAACAACAGAAACAAGAGCAGCUAAAACACAGACAGAUGGAACAGCUACAGAAGCUCAUGGAGGAGCAGAAGAUGCUGAUUCAUAUGUCGCAUCAGCCGGUAUACUCUGAAGAUGACCAACAGAAGCUCCAAUCGGGACAUGUAGGCGGCUCUGUAUCACAAAAAAAUCUGUUUCGUCUUAUGUCUCCGAUCAGCGGGAAUAUCCCCAGAGAUUACUUUUACAAAAAUCUUGAGCUUUCUAGGAGUUCAUCCCGGCCAUCUUCUGUGCUGGCUCAAGAAUGCAGUCCAGAGAAAUCCAAAACUUUAGAGGAUUUGUUAAAGGAAGAGGUCGAAGAGGAUUAUAGUAGUGAUGAAGGUGACACAGGAGAGUCGGCACAUGAUGAUUCUUCCUUAAAGGAGCCGCUUAAGAAGAACCACAUCGAAGCUGAAGAGAGACCAAUCGUUUCCAGCAUUAAGGAGAGAGAGACCUCUUUUGAAGAAUUCUUGGAGGAACAAUUGAGGCUUGAAGAACGACGACUUCAACAAACCGAACCCAAAGAGAGCCCAGAAGGACAGGCCAAUAGCAAACCUGUUGUAAAAAGACAAUUUCUUCGACGAGGAGAAGGGCUGGCCAGGUUUAAAGGUGGGAACAAGAAACUUCCCAAAACACAAGAAAUCAAAACAACUUCUCAAAAACUGUCAGAGACUGCAGUUCCUCCCAAAGCUGAGAAAGUUCAGGUCCACAGAAAGAUUGCUUUGUCAACUAAAGAGCAAGGCGCAGAAAGUAAUCUUGGAGCAACAAAAACAACAAAUCAAAAUGUGAAAGAAAAAAACGAGAGUGUUAAUAAAAAAAUGUCUAAAAACAAUAGUGCAAAAAACAGAGCCGGUUUAUCACAAGGCCAGCAGGACAACAAAUCUACCUCAAGUGGGAGAAGUUCUGUGACUCUGGAAAGACUUGUUAGUUCAGAAACUGAUAAAGAAAAUGCAGACAACUCUAAAACCUUUGAACCACCAAGGAGACAAGGUUAUAAGGUUAAAGAGGCAGGAACUAAAAAUAAUUUUCAACAGAUCAGUGACUUGCACAAAGGGAGUGCUAACCCAGUAGAAUUUUCAUUUGAAAUCUCCUUCCAAAAGAGGAAAGCCCAGUGGCAAAAUGAGAAACAGAAGGAGAACUAUGAUUUAAAUGAGUUCCUCCUUCUAGAACAGGCUGCUGACGACAUCUCAUUCUCCAGCAACUCCUCUUUUGUACAGAAGCUACUUGAUCAAGACUAUGUAAUUGAUAAUGGGCAACGCAGGUUGUCUUCCACUCCUGUUAAAUCUGUAGAGAGGCACCAGGAGAAAGGGUUCAGCAAUGCUAGGAGUGGAAAUGGUGGCAGGUUGAACCAGAAAUUUCAAGAGCCUGGUAGUGUUCUAAAAAAUAUCUAUAGUACCUCUACUGCUGGGUUUGGUGAACAGACUCUGAAGAAGUCAAAUGAAAUAACCAAAGGUCCUGAAGUUGAAAUUAAAAUCUCUUCUAAAGAUUCUGAGCCUGCUACAAGUGAGGGGGACUAUGCGUCUUCAGCUGAUGAACACAACAACUCUGGUUUAAGUGAAAAUGAAGACCUGGAAAGCGAGGACAGUAGCCAAGAAUAUGACCCAAAAACUGUUGAACCAAAAGGCCCAUCUAAAAAACUAAACAAGGAGACCAAAGGUAGAGAUCUUGACCUGGACCUGUCAGAUGGUGGGGAUCAGGAAAAUGAGGACACAACUUUGCUGGGAAAUAGCAAAGCAUCUCUAAAAGAUGACAGCUCAUCUACUUCUAGUGAAAGUGAAGUUGGGUUUGAUGAUGAACGGACGUGGGAUGACCUUGGCAAUGUACCGAGCCUUAAAGGUGUUUAUGAAAGCAGGUUUACCAACAAGGAGUUUAUUCCAUCGGAGUAUACCAGCAAAAGCCCUCCAGACAUUCCAGACAAAGCCAUAACCAGGAAGAUAGCAUCAAAGAAGGGAGAGUCUAUGAAGACUGGAACUGCUGGUACCCCUGACCCUCCGGCAUCUGAACUGAUGAUGAAAUUGUUCCCAGCACUAAAGCCAAAAGCAAAGCCAGAAUCUCAGGCUGUGUCUAAAAAUGUACCAGUUCAAGAAGGCCCAGGAGAUUUUGCUCGAUCACAGCUCUUAAAAGAAAAAUUGGUUGAAUUGGAAACGGAGAUUGAACGAUUUAAGAUGGAGAAUGCUUCGUUGGCAAGACUACAUGAGGACAAAGAGAAAACUUUGGAAACACUCAAAAAAGAAGUUGCGGAUUUUGAGCAGCAAAAAGCUAAGGAACUAGCCAGGAUUGAAGAGUAUAAAAAGGAAGAAAUGAAAAAGCUCCAAAAAGAGCGGAAGGUGUUUGAGAAAUAUGCCAGCGCAGCACGAGCAAUGCCUGACAAGAAGGAGCGAGAAGAGAUCCAGAAUUUAAAGCAACAGAUUAAAGAACUACAAGACGAACUAAGGAAGAAGGAGACAAAAUGGUCUACCUCUCACGUGCGCCUCAGAAAUCAAAUAGAGACCUUGACAAAGGAGAAUACUGAACUUCGAGAAGAAAUAAAGUUCAUGGAAAAAGUUCGUUUGGAAUCUUGGAAGAAAGCUGAAGCAGGAGAAAGCAAAAAGAAAAGUGAUGGACCUGGGCCACUUUUGAGAAGAUCAGAAUCUGUUAGCCCCCUCCAUAUGUUAAAACAGAGGCGUACUUCUGUUCCUGUUCCUGAGUUGGAAAAGAACACGAAGGUCCACAGAAGUCAGUCUCCAAUUAAAGGACUGUCCUCAAGGAGCUUCCGACAAAUGUCGAUUGGUGAGUCUAGUAUAUCUGAGCCAACAAGAGUGAAGAUACCAGAGCCAGCAGCCAGUACUACCAUUUCCCAGGGUUCUGACAAGCUGCUGCCUACAGAAAUGAAAAGUGAGAGUUUUCCAGUUAAAGAAAGUGAUGAUGUCCAGGGGGAGGUAUCCUAUCCAGAUGGGAAGGUAGAGAGAAUUUUAAAAAAUGGCUGCCACGUCAUAUUAUUUACAAAUGGGACACAGAAGGAAGUGAGUGCUGAUGGAAAGUCCACGACUGUAACUUUCUUUAAUGGAGAUGUCAAGAAAGUGAUGGCAGAUCAGAGAGUGAUUUAUUACUAUGCUGAUGCCCAGACUACACACACAACAUAUCCUGAUGGAAUUGAAAUACUUCAGUUUUCUAAUGGACAAAUAGAAAAACAUUUUCCAGAUGGAAAGAAAGAGAUAACAUUUCCUGACCAGACCAUAAAAAACCUCUAUCCCGAUGGAAAGGAAGAGAGCAUAUUUCCUGAUGGAACAAUUAUAACUUCUCAGAUCGAUGGAAACAAAAUAAUAGAAUUUGACAAUGGUCAGCGAGAACUGCACACCCCCCAGUUUAAAAGGCGAGAAUACCCAGAUGGGACCAUCAAGACUGUGUACACCAAUGGCCAGCAAGAGACCAAGUAUGCAUCUGGGAGAGUUCGGGUUAAAGAUAAAGAUGGCAAUGUUAUUAUGGACACUAAAAUGUAACAAUAAAAGAUUAUUGAAGGUGUAUUUAUUUAUGAAAUGUAAUUAUUGUGUGUGUAUAUAAUUUUAUGAAAUGCAGAUUGUGUAAUGGUGUACUUAUUGUAUAUAUAAGCUGUACAUAUAUUUUUUUAAUUAACCUGUAUUUGAAUACAUUUUACUAAUGUAAUAAACUUAUAAAAGUCA
Messenger RNA from Rana temporaria (common frog), 4331 nucleotides. It is a transcript of the gene CPAP, whose product is annotated as centromere protein J. The transcript is spliced from 17 exons. Gene Ontology annotation, molecular function: tubulin binding. NCBI's taxonomy places the organism in Eukaryota, Metazoa, Chordata, Amphibia, Anura, Ranidae. Gene Ontology annotation, cellular component: nucleus; centriole; centrosome. Gene Ontology annotation, biological process: centriole elongation; cilium assembly. The record is from RefSeq and is a predicted model, not a curated record. The coding region runs from base 240 to 4151 and encodes 1303 amino acids.